Messenger RNA from Exaiptasia diaphana, 1007 nucleotides. RefSeq lists its product as uncharacterized. The annotation marks the transcript as partial. The transcript has a single exon. The record is from RefSeq and is a predicted model, not a curated record. NCBI's taxonomy places the organism in Eukaryota, Metazoa, Cnidaria, Anthozoa, Actiniaria, Aiptasiidae.
GUAGAUGUUCAAGCUGCUAAGUUUAAAAGAGAAUUCGAUGUACCAGAUAUCGAAAAAUUGGACAAUGAAGGAGCUACCACCUAUGCUCGAAGAACAAAACUUAAAGCUAAAAAUCUGGCACUUGAACACUUAAAACAUAAAUGGGAAGAAAAACCUCUUCAUGGUCAGUACCCAAAACGAAUUAAUGACAAAGAUGUGGAUCAAGCACAAACGUAUGAAUGGCUUAGAACAUCUGGCCUUAAAUCUGAAACAGAAGGGUUUAUCAUUGCUGCACAAGACCAGUGUAUCAAGACCAACUACUAUAGGAAUAAGAUCUUAAAAGAUGGAACAGACCCAAUGUGUAGGAUAUGUGGCAAAAACCAAGAGACUAUAGACCAUCUUGUUUCUGGCUGCUCAGAAUUGGCCAAAACAGAGUAUAUUCAUAGGCAUAACAAAGCAGCAGCAUACCUCCAUUGGGCAAUUUGUAAGCACUAUAAUAUUGAGGUCAAAGAUAAGUAUUAUGAACAUGAACCAUCAACUGUAGAAGACAAUGAAGAAGCUACUAUACUGUGGGAUAUGCCAAUACAAACUGACAGGGAAAUAAAGGCCAAUAGACCCGAUAUAGUAGUGAAGAAUAAGAAAGAGAAAACCUGCUUGCUUAUUGAUAUGUCUAUUCCAACUGAGAGAAACACCUCCGUAAAAACAUCAGAAAAAUUAUCCAAAUACAAAGAUCUUGAAAUAGAAAUUCAAAGAAUGUGGGGUAUGAAGACCACAACAAUACCUGUGGUAAUAGGUGCUCUCGGUCUAAUCAAGAAAGGGAUGGAAAAAUAUGUCAAGCAGAUCCCAGGUAACAUCAGGGUACAGGAAAUACAGAAGGUUGCUCUCCUUGGCACUGCUCAUAUAAUAAGGAGGGCACUGUCAAUCAAAUAAACCAUACACCCCCUCAUAGAUGCCCCAAGUCCAGGGCAUUGGACUCGGCAUCAUGAGUGAAUAGAGCAAAAUAAUUAAGAGAUAUAAAAUAAUAAUAA